AUGGGGUGGGACCCACCUCCGGACAUCAAAAAAUUUCGUUCAAAAGAUGGAAUCGAAGAUUUCAUCUAUACGAACGUAAUGCAAAUUGUAUCAUCUCCAAACUCCAACUAUAGCUCCUCCAAUCAUCAAAAAUCAGAAAUGAGCACUGUUCAUAUAUCUGAGAAAGAGCUGAUGAAUGUUCAACGAAUUAUUGAUUUGCAGAAGAAUGGAUUGCUACGAGUUAAACUAAAUACAGGAAUUGCGAUUUCUACGCACAAAGCCACAGUACCAUCGGAAUCGCGAUCUCAAAAUCAAAGGGGCUCAGGUGUUAUUCGAGCCAAUAUACAUACUGGGGUUUAUCCCCCAGGUCAUGGCGCCACUGAUGGUAUAGUUUUCACUAGAAGAACAAACUCCGGUGAAGAAAAGGGUGGCGGUGCUGGAGGUCCAGCGAGUAUAAUGGAUCAAAGUCAAUGCCAAAUUAUUUCUCAUGAUAUGGAGCAGCUUCAGAACACCAAGCGCGACCUCGAAUCCUCACCAAAACACUUGAAUAUCGCCUGCAACACUGUCAACAGUGGUGACGCUGGAGCUCCGGCCAAUUAUAGGGUGCGAGACCAAUGUCAAAAGGACCACAAUGGUGGUGUGCACCUUCCCAGCCACCUAAGGUACUUCAAAUCUUCACAAACAAGCUCACAUUCAAAAAUUCGUCAAGAGGACUGUGGUGGUGCCGGAGCUCCUGGCUUAGUUCAUGAUCCUCUUAAUGAUAAUAAUAUAGAUCACAAUGUGAAGAAACAAAAUCAUCACAUAAGUGGUGCACAUGCAGCUGCAGGUAUUUUUACUCCCUCUAAUUUGAUUACUAAAGAUUAUAAUAUGUUGAAAUCUAGUGGUGAUCAUGCAAAUGAAUACCCUGGUACUGCUGGUAAUACUUCUAUGCAAAAUGAUAUUGUCCCUUCCACAAGUAGUAUGCUAAAAUCCAUUGGAACUCAAUUGCAAUCUAAUGAAAAUGAGCACCAUGGUGUUGUGAUAGAUUGUUCAAUACAGGGGAAGGAAGGUUAUAUUCAAAAUGAUGCUAGCAAUAUGUUUAAGUAUAGUAAUGAUGUACCUACCGCUACUCAAGGGAGGGAAGAUUAUAUUCAAAAAGAUGCUGGCAAUAAGUUUAAGUCCAGUAAUGUUGUACCUACUACUAUUCAGAACCAAGGCACUAACACUCCCAACCUUAUAGCAGCUCAUAAGAAGAACACUCCAAACCAGCACAAUUUUCCUAAAAUCUCUAGUAACUUUGAUAAGCCAAAUCAAAACCACCAAGAAACUAAGUUAGUACCUAAUAAAUCCCAACCAAAUGAACACAACUUAAUUACCAACUCUGCCUCAUUGAGAGUUUCUAACAACUUUGAGGUUUUUAAUCCUAACAAUCAUAAAAGAGAUCAAAACAGCCAUCCACCAAGUAGGAAAAAUCUUGUCGCCAAAAAUAAUAACCAAAUUAGAGCUCCUAAUCCAAAUACUCCUAAUCCUCCAAAUCCUAUUGUGACUCAUACACUUGCAACCAGACUUAGAGCCCAAGAGGCUGUACAAAAUACUCUUAUAGGUAUCUCUGCUCCUGCAAUCACCACAAAGUAA
Messenger RNA from Solanum dulcamara, 1593 nucleotides. RefSeq lists its product as uncharacterized. Lineage: Eukaryota; Viridiplantae; Streptophyta; Magnoliopsida; Solanales; Solanaceae. Bases 1 to 1593 code for a protein of 530 amino acids. The transcript is spliced from 3 exons. The record is from RefSeq and is a predicted model, not a curated record.